Molecule: messenger RNA, 690 nt
Organism: Pochonia chlamydosporia 170
Lineage: Eukaryota; Fungi; Ascomycota; Sordariomycetes; Hypocreales; Clavicipitaceae
Exons: 3
Coding region: 1-690 (229 amino acids)
Source: RefSeq, a predicted model, not a curated record
AUGGCGUCGCCAUAUCGUUUCUCUGCAGAAAACGCAAGAGAAUCAAUACGGAAGACCGGCGCAUUUGCUGUGAAAAAUACGUCAAUAGGACAAAGUGUUGUUGGUUUCCAGAAAAGACUGCCUUUCAAGACACCAGAAGGCUUGGAAUUCUGUGCGCAGAACAGUCUUCUGAAUGAGGAUGUCCGGACUGUAAUAGAGUCAAGUAUCGAUCGGCCACACUGGGGACUCGCUAAAAUAUAUCGUGGCGACAUACUUCCGUCUGAUCGAGCUUAUUUCUUUUUCGACGGACCUGAUAUGCAAGUCGUUCUCAUCCUGCUAUGGAGUCCGGGAUCACGCUUCCUUUUUUUCGAAGGUUCACAUAGUCUGAAAUUACCCGAUAAGGAGGAAUCUGACUUUGGAAUACUUACAUUGCCCCACGACCAAAUGCGAAGGGAAGGCGUUACGGAAGUCGAGGUUGAGAUGUCUCAAGGCGGAUUCACUAUUAUAGACGGCCGAGUUGGUUGGACUGUUAUUGAAGGAUACCAAAUCGCUAUUGGAUAUGCAUCAGAAGCAGAGAUCAGUCAUUGGGGAAAGGUCGAACUGGGCAACACAGAAGCUCUCCAAAAAAAGGUCAAGGACUUGAAUGCGCGUGGAAUAAAGACAAACUUUACAUUCGUGGAUGGGUUGGAUGCUUCCAGACACCGUUUCUAG